AUAUCGAGCAUGUACUGAAGCGACUGUAACUCGUCAAUAAUAACCCGCUGGUCCACCGUGUCUGUGCGUGUCUGUGACUCGGUCCCGUCGGUGAACAUGGAGGACGAAGCUCUGCUGGUUCUGAUCUACCAGCACCUGAAGGUCAACGGCUUCAAGAAAGCGGCCAAAGUGCUGGAGAAACACGUCAAUCAGGUGGAAUCUUCGGAGCAGAACUCCAACCUGCACGAUAUCUACACAGGCUGGGUGAAACUGUGCUCUUUAGCCCAAGAUGCUAAACAAGAGACAGAAGACGUGACCGCUCUGAAGAAGAAGAGCAUUAAAGCAGAACCUGCCAUCAGCGAAGAGGAAGAGGGCGCCGACGCCAAACUCUCCAACGGCGCCGAGGAAAAUAAUGUGGAUUCAAAGCCUCCAGCUGAGCCCGUGUCGAAUGGCGUGGAGUCGUCCGGUUCAGAGGGGAAAGACGAUGAAGAGGAGGAGAACAAGGAGGAGGAGCUAACAGAACCAGAGGCGGCUCCAGGUGAAUCAUCUGUCCCGGUCACUAACGGCUCCUCUGAGUUGGAGGAAGAAGCCGAAUCCCACAAAGCUGCCGUGGAUCCGACCGGGGAUGAAGCUCCGGCCUCGGGCGCCAAUGAGCCCAAGCAGGAGUCAGAAGCCGCCGAGUCCGAGGAGACAGCUGUCAGUCAAACAGAGGCCACGCCUCCCUGCGCUGAGGAGGAGCCUGAGGAAGACGACACCGUGAAGACUUCCGGCGAGGCCGAGCCUACCAGCUCUGACCCGGCAGCUGAGGAGACCAAUGACGAGCCGGCGGAGAGCGAAGCCACGCCCCCUGCAGAACUUGACAAUGAUGCUGAAAACCCAAAAGAGGACGAGACAGUCGAGGAAGAGGAGAAAUCCGAGGACCUAACAGCCGUUGACGCCGCUGAACUUCCUGUUACUGAAGCUGCAGCAGGCGACUGCAUCGUCCUCAACAUUCAGGUCGAAGACGGUGAAGCAGCCGAGCAAGAAACAGCCCAAGAGGUAAAAACUCCCAAGAAGAAAAUGAAGAAGAGUCAAAAGGAAACGGCUGAAACCGUCAGCGAGUCUCCUCUCUCCACCAGGUCGGCCAAAAAGAAGAAGCUCAACAAAAAGAAGGAAGAGGAGGAGAAGCUGGAGGAGGUUGUGGAGGAGAAGGUUGAGGAGGUAGAGGAGGAGAAGCCAGAGGUGGUGGUAGAGGUGGUGGAGGAGAAGCCGGAGGAGGUGGUAGAGGUGGUGGAGGAGGUGGAAGUGGAGGAGGCACCUCAGGUAACUUCUGAAAAGAAGAAGGCUAAGAAGAGGAAAAUGGAGAAAGCCGAAGUGGAGGAGGAGAGCGUGGAAACUCCUGUCACCCCUUCGAAAAACAAAAAGAAAAAGAAGACUGUUAAAGCUGUGGAGGAGGAAGAGGAGGAGGGAGGAGAAGAGGUGGAGGAUCCUGUGACUCCAGCAGAAUCAACGGAGAAGAAGAAGAAGAAGAGGAAAAAGGCCAAAGGACAGAAGGAGGUGGUGCAGUCUGACGAAUCAGCAGCAGGGGGCGACAAAGACUCAGAAAAGGAACUGGAUACAACAGCGGAAGGAAACUCGUCUCUGCUCUCGUCCUCAAAGAAGAAGCAGCGGAUCAGGAAGAAGCUGAGUCUGAAGAAGAGACUGAGGCUGCACAAGCAGGAGGAGCAGCUGGAGAAGAAGAAGAAGAAGAAGAGCACACCCGGGGAGAAAGCGGUCCCAGAGGCAGCGGAGGAGACACCUCAGCCCAAAUCAGCCAAAAAGCCCAAACGUGCGGCCCCCCAGGACCAGAGCACCCCGAGGAAGAACGCCGAGCAGGAAGAGAACUCCGCCAAGGAAAACAAACCUCCAAAGAUGAAGAAGCAGAAGAAGGGAAAGGUGGUGGAGGCGGAUGAGAGCGGCGAGAUGGUCGACCUGACCGCCGAGUCCCUGGACUCGUCAAUGUGCUCGAGCGAAGGCACGAAGAAGAAGAAGAGGAAGAAGAUGGAGGCCGAUCAGGUCGAGAAAAAUCCCGUCUCUGCAAAGAAGAAGAAGAAGAACGGACUGAAGCAGAAAGUGGAGACAGAAGCUUCUCCAGAAACACCUGCUUCCACGAAAAAGAAAUCUAACAAAAAGAAGAUCAAAGCUGAUUAAAUCUGGCGACUCCUCCGAUGUGAGCGGGGGGGAAGAUGAUUGGACCUGAAAGACAAUCUGCAGAACGUCGGUGCCUUUACUCCUGAUUCUUCAGGCUGAGAUCAGAGGAGUUUCUCUCACACGCAGGAAACAUCAGUGUUUUUCAGUCAAGUUUGACUUUGUUAUUUCUCCCAAACUGUGAAAACUACACAAACUCUCAUGUAACUCAGAUCCGUAUCGAAUAGUUAACAUGUAUAAUAAUAAUAACAAUAAGGUUUAAAAUGCAACCCGACUCAAACUACCUUCGACAGAUGUUUGUAUUAUUGAAGUAACUCUGUGUAAAAGUUACUUUUUUCAAACCUAAUGCUACAGAAUUGCUUCUGGAGUUUCUCCGGAGUUUUGGUUUGUUUUGUUUGAUUUUGUUUCUUGUUACAAACGUCUCCUUCAGAUAUUCUGCUGAGAAAGUCUGGAGUCUCUCUCUCUGGACAUUCUGAGGUUCUCUGGAGGUCGGUGUUUUGUCUGAAAGCAGCUUUGAAUCUGCAUCUCUCUCUCUCUUACGAUGAGAACCUCAACCUGCUGCUCUCCUGCUGUGACGCUUGUGACAGACGAGCUUUGCGUUGGUUUUCGGGAACAAGCUGUGAAACUCUCCCGUUAGAUCGAUAAACUCCUGAGGAUUGUGAACAGUAGAUAACGUGAUAUUCAUUUUGCUGUAGUGACUUAAGUUUCAUUGUGACACUAAACUUCCGUUUUGUGUGUUUUUUUUCAGUCAACAAAAGCUGUGAGUUAUCUUUUUUUUGUAGGAAAUGGUUUGUUUACAAUGUUGUUUUCACCGUGAACUCUUAACUAUGCACCUGAUCAAAUGCUUUUCUUAGAAGUGGAAUACUUACAAGUUCAACAGAUUCUAGUUUUCUCCUCCUGAUGAACAUGUUUUAUACUGUUAGUCUUUUUCUGUUUGAGCCGGAAAGGUCAACUACCUACGUCUGACUUGUACUUAAAAAAUAAAAGUGUGUCAAACAAAGCCAA
This is a messenger RNA of Limanda limanda (common dab), 3150 nucleotides long. Its product is annotated as ABC transporter F family member 4-like. Gene Ontology annotation, molecular function: protein binding. NCBI's taxonomy places the organism in Eukaryota, Metazoa, Chordata, Actinopteri, Pleuronectiformes, Pleuronectidae. Bases 97 to 2148 code for a protein of 683 amino acids. The record is from RefSeq and is a predicted model, not a curated record. The transcript is spliced from 15 exons.